AUGUCCGACUCGUCCAUCACGAUCCGUACGCGGCGGUUCAUCCGUAACCCCCUGCUUGGCCGCGUAUGUAUUUCCCCCGCUGACAUCCUUCACCCUGGCCACGCCGGCAUCGCAAAGUCCGACCUCAGCGAGCGACUUGCCCAGCUGUACAAGGCUUCCAAGGAGCAGGUCAGCGUCUUCGGCCUGAGGACCCAUUUCGGUGGUGGCAAGACCAGCGGCUUUGCGCUCGUCUACGACUCGGUUGAGGCCCUGAAGAAGUUCGAGCCACGACACCGUCUCGUCCGUGUCGGCCUCGCUGUCAAGCCCGAGAGAGCUUCCCGCCAGCAGCGCAAGCAGCGCAAGAACCGUAUGAAGACCCUGCGCGGCACCGCGAAGGUCAAGGGCGCGAAGGCGAAGAAGGACAAAUAA
Diaporthe batatas is the source of this 408-nucleotide messenger RNA. RefSeq lists its product as uncharacterized. The transcript is spliced from 4 exons. Lineage: Eukaryota; Fungi; Ascomycota; Sordariomycetes; Diaporthales; Diaporthaceae. Gene Ontology annotation, molecular function: structural constituent of ribosome. Gene Ontology annotation, cellular component: ribosome. Bases 1 to 408 code for a protein of 135 amino acids. The record is from RefSeq and is a predicted model, not a curated record. Gene Ontology annotation, biological process: translation.